Molecule: messenger RNA, 2422 nt
Organism: Vespa crabro (European hornet)
Lineage: Eukaryota; Metazoa; Arthropoda; Insecta; Hymenoptera; Vespidae
Gene: Iyd
Product: iodotyrosine deiodinase 1
Exons: 3
Coding region: 969-2051 (360 amino acids)
Molecular function (GO): oxidoreductase activity
Source: RefSeq, a predicted model, not a curated record
AUUCGCAUGAUACCUGACAAAAACCGUCUGAACUCAACGUCUCUCUCUCUCUCUCUCUCUCUCUCUCUUUUUCUUUCUCUCUCUCUCUCUCUCUCUCUCUCUCUCUUUCUCUCGCGCGCGCACGUCUAGCCAAGUAUAACCAUUAUAAACGGACGGACGGACAGAUGAACGGGGCACGUUUUUCGAUGUCGCGCGCCUGUAUACGGUCUUGUUACAACCGUCUAUAAGCAUUUCUUAUUGGUCGAAACGUUUGGACCAAUCAUAACGCUUUGUUAAUCGGUGCGCGCCAACGACGGUCGCGCCGUGGCCCACUGCGGUAUACGGUCGAACUAAUCGCACGAGGAAAUUGUGAAAGACUAAAGCGUGAAAAAUUGACUGAGUUUUAUCUACACUCUUUCUUUUUUUUUUUUUCUUUUGUUUCUUUGUUGUACGUGCAUGCGUAUAUAUGUGUGCGUGUAUGUGUGUUGUAUUUUUUUUUUGAAUUCGUUUUACCUUCUAUCGAUUAAAUUUUUUUUUCUUUUUUCUUUUUUUCUCUUUAACUUUCAUAUAUAUAUAUAUAUAUAUAUGAAAGUUAUAUAUAUGUAUAUAUAUAUUCGUUGCCAUGUUAAGUGCUAAGUCAAAACAUAUGUGCGAAAAUAUAAUAUCGAUCCGAUUGAUUUCUUCUUAUCAUUUCUCUUCUUUAUCAUGACCCAUUAUGAUAGUCAAAUAUUGCUUAUCACAUAGUUCUAUAAUCCCAUCGACUCUUCUCGCUAUGCCUUUUAUAUAACUGAGAAGGAAAUACGAUAUAAUACGUUUCGUCAGAUGUAGCUUGUAACAUUUUCACAGUGGAAAGGAAGCGUACAUUUUGUCUUGCGUUAAAACAAAAACAAAACGAAAAAUAAAAAAAAAAAAGAAAAGAUCGUUAAAUCAAGCUCUCGUAAUUUUUUUCGUUUUUCAUUUUUAUUUCGUUCGUCGUCGUCAAAUCAAUAAUGUUAUCGGAAACUAUACCGUUUUGUUCGAAGUAUUGGUAUCAUAUCGUUAUCUUACUGUGCCUUUGUUAUUUCUACGAGGAUAUACAUCGUCGAAUUAAACGAGGUAUUUUGUCGAUUUUUACAAAGGUAUUUAAAUAUCCAGAUGGUAUCGGAACGACGGAUCAGAACGAAGCGUUAGACAAAGAGGAGACGGAUAUUAAAGAUAACGAAGAGGAGGAAUUUAUAGAGUCUGCAUUACCGAAAGAUUUGAAACACGUACCUUACCGAUAUGUUAAACCGAACGACGAGGAAUUAUUAAUAAGAGCAAAUAAAUUUUAUGAAAUAACGAAUGCGAGAAGAACUGUAAGAUAUUUUAGCGAAGAAAAUGUUCCGAGAGAAGUGAUACGUUAUAUUAUCAAAGCUGCAGGUACUGCUCCCAGUGGUGCUCAUACAGAACCAUGGAGUUUCGUGGUAGUAUCAAAUAAAACAAUGAAAAUUCGUAUACGUGAGAUCGUCGAAAGAGAGGAAGAAAUUAAUUAUAAAAAAAGAAUGGGAAAAAAAUGGACGUCAGAUUUACGUCCAUUGAGAACUAACUGGAUCAAGGAAUAUCUCACGACUGCGCCAUAUUUGAUUCUAGUUUUCAAACAGGUUUAUGGUUUCUUACCGAAUGGAAAAAGAAAGGUUCAUUAUUAUAAUGAAAUGAGCGUGUCCAUUGCCUGUGGUAUUCUUUUAACUGCCAUCGAGGUAUUUCCUUUCUCCGUAUCGUAUUACCUUUUUUUUUUUUUCUUACUUUCACUUUUAAUUUCUUCUUCUUCGUUUUCUUUUUUUCUUUUUUCCUUCGCGAUAUAUCGAUAUUUCCUUUAUUUUUAUUUCUAUUUUUAUUUCUUUUUUUUUAAUGAUCCUUCACCGUUACAGUACACAGGUCUGGUCACUUUAACUUCUACACCUUUAAAUUGUGGUCCAGCGAUACGUGCUCUACUUGCACGUCCCAUUAACGAAAAGUUGGUUUUAUUAUUACCGGUUGGUUAUCCUGCGAAGGACGCUACCGUUCCCGAUCUUCAACGCAAAUCAUUAUCAGAGAUCUUAACAGAAAUCGAAUAACAUUGGGUUGUCUGUUACAACUCCCUCUUUUUUUUUUUUUUUUUUUUUUUUUUUUUAAAUAAAAUUAUUAUCAUUAUUAAUCUGUCAUCGUUAUUGAACAUUUCUGUUUAAUAAGGAAAAAUAGGAAGAAAACAAAACAAAAGAAAAAAAAAAAAAAGAAAAACAAAAAAGAGUAUUCCGUCUUCCUUGCAAAAGUAACAUAGUCUCUUAGACUUAUUUGUCAAGUUUGAUUUUAAGACGUUGGCUGGCAUAAAGUAAAAUAAAAAAGGAAAGAAAAAAAAAGAAAAUGAGAAACGCCCUUCCAAAAAAGAAAAGUUUUAGAAAGUGUCUCUGUGUGUAAUUGAAAUAUGAAAGAAAUUUUUAUUACUAUA